Striga asiatica is the source of this 885-nucleotide messenger RNA. The record is from the annotation of a GenBank genome assembly. Lineage: Eukaryota; Viridiplantae; Streptophyta; Magnoliopsida; Lamiales; Orobanchaceae.
AUGUCAUUAGGUGGGAGGAGGAGUUUUUCUUCUUCGUCUGAUGCUGAAAUUCCUAGUUUAGACAAAUUUCUUGUUAAGCGGCUGACGAGGCUCGAAAGGGAUGUGCUGGAAGCGAAGAACGCCCGAAAAAAAGCUGAAGAUGAAAAGAAAUUAAUUAUAAGCAGUGAUGAAAAGGUUCCAGAUUUAGGAAGUGUUCUUGUGAAACAUGCCUCGAAGCUCGAGAAAGAGGUUGAAGGAGCAAAAACAGGCGACAACAGGAAGAUUCAAAGGGGCCCGCGUGUGAACCAAGAUUUCAGUGAAGUUCUUCCCAGCUUGGAUAAGUAUCUCGUCAAACACCUAACAAGGCUCGAGAGAGAAGUUGAGGAAGAAAAGAAUGGCGAAAAGACUGCAUCUUUUUCGACAGAGAAAAAUGGGAAAGAGAAUGUGGACACGAACAAAACCGAAAAUAAGGACAUGGGCUCUAAGGUUUGUCGUAAAGGAGACUUUUCGAGUUAUGGCGAGAGUCUUGAUAAAGUUUUGGUAAAAAAGCACGUGUCGAAGCUGGAAAAGGAAAAGCUGAGUUUUUGUGGGGAUGAGGAAAUGAGGAUAAUAAAACCCAAGAGUAAAGCUGAGAGUAGUGAAGGCAGUUUGGACCAAGUUCUCGUCAAGCACAAAUCGAGGUUAGAGAGAGAAAAAAUAAUGCAGGUUUGUGUUGUUCACGAGCAACAGAGUAAAGAAGGGGAAAACAACACGAGACAUUCUGUUUCGCGCAGAGAGGCUCGGGAGAGAGAACUUCAGGCAGCAUGGGGUGGAUUGAGCUUAGGAAAUUCGAUGAGGCCUCAUGCCGCGUGGAUGAAAGCUGAGGAAGAAGAAAGGAAAAGGGCAAUGGAAGAACAGGCAGCAUGA